AUGGCUACCACCCUCCCCAGUUACCCUCCUCUUGAGGAUCGUCCUCUUCGCAAUACCAUCUGUCUCUUUGACGUCGACGAGACUCUCACUCCCGCCCGUCGUCAUGCCUCCCCCGAGAUGCUCGAACUCCUCGCCCGCCUCCGCCAAAAGUGCGCCAUCGGUUUUGUCGGCGGCUCCGACUACUCCAAGCAGCAGGAGCAGCUUGGCAACGCCUCCACGCCCGUCACCGCCCUCUUCGACUUCUGCUUCUCCGAGAACGGCCUGACCGCCUUCAAGCUCGGCCAGCCCCUCACCUCCAACAGCUUCAUCAAGUUCAUCGGCGAGGACCAGUACAAGGAGCUCGUCAACUUCGCCCUGCACCACAUCGCCGACCUCGACAUCCCCAUCAAGCGUGGCACCUUCAUUGAGUUCCGCAACGGCAUGAUCAACAUCUCACCCAUUGGCCGCAACGCCUCCACCGCCGAGCGCUUGGCCUUUGAGGAGUACGACAAGGUCCACAAUAUCCGCCGCGACUUCGUCGCCAAGCUGCGCGAGCGCUUCGGCCACCUCGGCCUGACCUUCUCCGUCGGCGGCCAGAUCUCUUUUGAUGUCUUCCCCGCCGGCUGGGACAAGACGUACUGCCUGAAGCACCUUGAGGACGAGGCCAAGAAGGAGGGCGGCAUCAAGUACGAACAGAUCCACUUCUUUGGCGACAAGACGUUUGAGGGCGGUAAUGACUACGAGAUCUAUGUCGACGAGCGCACCAUUGGCCACUCCGUCAACGGUCCCGAGGACACCAUGCGCGUUAUCAAGGAGACCUUUGACUUGUGA
This is a messenger RNA of Colletotrichum graminicola M1.001, 810 nucleotides long. RefSeq names its product eukaryotic phosphomannomutase. Bases 1 to 810 code for a protein of 269 amino acids. Gene Ontology annotation, biological process: protein N-linked glycosylation; GDP-mannose biosynthetic process; mannose metabolic process. The record is from RefSeq and is a predicted model, not a curated record. The transcript is spliced from 2 exons. Gene Ontology annotation, molecular function: phosphomannomutase activity. Lineage: Eukaryota; Fungi; Ascomycota; Sordariomycetes; Glomerellales; Glomerellaceae. Gene Ontology annotation, cellular component: cytosol.